Molecule: messenger RNA, 840 nt
Organism: Colletotrichum navitas
Lineage: Eukaryota; Fungi; Ascomycota; Sordariomycetes; Glomerellales; Glomerellaceae
Exons: 8
Coding region: 1-840 (279 amino acids)
Source: RefSeq, a predicted model, not a curated record
AUGGCCGCUAGCUGGCGAGACCCUUCUGUCGAGCAGGAAGGCCAGGCGUCGUUGUCUAGCCAUCAUGAUGACGGCAACGCGCGCAAUUUCCGAGGCGAACGGAACGAGGCGUCAGACAAGUUACUGCUUGCCGAAACUCUCGCAGCGUACUACAUGAAGGAAACCGGUGGCCUAGUUGCUUGUCAUGGUGGUCAAAGUGGCAUGGUCUCGACACGGCUAUGGCGAGUCAGGAUGAAUAUAUCUUGGCCCAUGGAUGAAGAACGCGUGGUGAAUGAGGGAAGCGGGUCUAUCGUGCCUGGCUGCUCUGCUCUCAGAGCGGAUGGCGGUUGCGCAUCUGUCGAGAUGUCUCAGAAAAACAGGUGCGCACGCGUCCUGCUUCCACAAGCGCAUCGGGACCUAGGUCUUCCUCGCGCACCUUCCUCUCCCCCUACCCAAGGUACCGUGUACCGGUACCUUCCCCUCCAUUCUACCCUCUCCAAUCUUGCCAUCGGCACCAGUCUGGUAUCGUCCGUGAUUCAUUCUCCCCUGUUUCUAGAAUUCAAUGUUUCGAAACACAAACGAGCUGCCGUCGUCCCAGGAACUGCAUCGCCCUGUACCUGUGCACCCUGCAAGCACACGCGCCCAUCGAGUCCCAGCACCGGCAUCAGUGCGAUCCGCGGCAACGGCGACAGCAACGGCAACGCCUUCAUCACCAACCCUCGCCUCCACUCUCAGCGUCGGAAUCACCAUGCUUCCGCUGCUCCCGGCGUCAGGCCAGCUGCGGCACUUGGACACACUGAGCCAACACACGGCCGCCUCACUUGCCAAGUUUACUAUCAAGAGAUAUGCACCAUCUUCUGA